AUGUCUCGCGAGGGUUUUCAGAUCCCUACUAACCUAGACGCAGCAGCUGCUGGUACUGCUGCGGCCAGAACUGCCACUCUAAAGUACAUUUGUGCCGAAUGCUCUGCCAAAUUGUCGCUUUCCAGAACUGACCCAGUUCGUUGCAAAGAGUGCGGUCACCGUAUUCUGCUCAAAGCACGCACGAAACGUAUGGUGCAGUUCGAAGCUCGCUGA
Messenger RNA from Lachancea nothofagi CBS 11611, 213 nucleotides. The record is from the annotation of a GenBank genome assembly. Lineage: Eukaryota; Fungi; Ascomycota; Saccharomycetes; Saccharomycetales; Saccharomycetaceae.